GCAGCAUGUAGAAUGGAGACGAAGAUAAAGAUAGGUGAAUGAGGAAGAAAAGUCAACCUUAAAUUUGGUGAACCAAGCACAAGCAGAGUUGACGUCGAGGGACAGCUCACUGAGUCCAUCCAGGGAUUUAUAGUGACUUGUGUUUAAGUAGAAACUACUCCAGAUGAAUGCUUUCAGGAGGACUUUGACUUUGGGGUUACUGAUCUCUAUCACUAUUCUGGUGCCGGAUUCAAGUUGUUCAAUUAAGGGUCAUCAUCAGGAGCAAUGGUUUUAUCCAGUGCCAGAGCCAUGGGAUGAUGAGCAUGAGGGGCCACGUUUCUAUCAGGUUAAUGUUACAGAGCCUGUACAGAUGGGUACAAAGGCUCUGUUUGGCUGCCCUCCUGUUCCACUGUCAAAAGUAAUAUUAAUAACAUGGGUAAUAAUCCCCAGAGGCCAGCCUCCUUGCAUAAUAUCCUUCAAAGUAGAAACCAAGGAGACCAAUGAAACCAACUGUGUGGACAGGAGAAUCACCUGGGCCUCCACACCUGACCAGAGUCCUGAUCUUCAGAUCAGUGCAGUGACCCUCGAUCAUGAUGGGCAUUAUUCAUGUCAGAUAACAACAUCUGAUGGGAAUUUCUAUGCAAGAUGGGACCUCCAAGUGCUAGUCCCCCCUGCAGUAACCCUGUCUCCAGGGAAAAGCAGAACUGCAGUUUGUGAGGCAACUGCAGGUAAGCCAGCUGCACAGAUCUCCUGGACUCCAGAUGGGGACUGUAAAACUAUGAAUGAAUCACACAGCAAUGGCACCGUGACUGUCAGGAGCACAUGCCAGUGGGAUCAGAGCAAUGUAUCUGCUGUGUUCUGCAUUGUCACCCAUUCAAAUGGUAGCACGAUUCUGUCCAUAGAACUGAAUCAAGGUGUCACCAGCUCUCUGCAUUCCUUGCUGACCAUUCUCUAUGUGAAACUUUCCCUUUUGGGGAUUAUUUUGCUCUUCAUGGGAUUUGCUUUCUUCCAGAAGAGAAAUUACUUCAGAAAAUGAAAAUCUAGAUUUCUGAAGCCUAUUGGUCUGAUGACACAAUACAAGAAAGCAGCCAUUUGCAGUUACCUUUCUAGUUGACACCCAGCAUACCUGCUCCUAAUGUUUCCAUGUGUGCUACAAGUCCUGUGACAGCUGGCAGUCAUGCAGUAUGAAUACACAGGCAAAAGCUUGGUGCUUACCAUCUCAUGUGCUAUUAAUUACCAUGCACUCUCUCCUGUCUCUGCUUCUCAGGCCAAAGAAGAAGACAGCUUAGCAAAAGAUGAACAAUGCUGGGUGGAUUUCUUCCACCCAAGUCCUCCCAGAAAGGCUUCCAUCAACUUCCUAUUUGUUGGUUCAUUUUACAUGAUCAUAAAUAUUGCACUGUCAGAUACCGUGAGAGCAACACCUUCAAGUCAGCCACUAGCUGGUCUUCUUUCCUUGCUUGCUUGCUACCAAAUAGCUGGACAGUUGCCUUUUAUACUAAAAUUUGAAUACAUGACUAGGAGCCAUGUUUUUUAGUAGUAUCUCUGUACUUUAGUAGAGGUUUAAAGUUGAACCCAGAGAAGGCACUGCCAGUGUCAUGGAGGUAACACUGAAAUCCCCUUACUGUUUAGAGCCCCAGUGUCUCAAUUCCCUUUGCUGUCUGCAUGGUGACUCACAGGGGUUGGGAUGGAUCAGUGAGGGUAAGGGUUAGACACUGGUGAUCCCUAGUAACUGUAAACUAAGACCUUGUCUUCACUUGAUACAGACAGUAAUCCUAUAAUAAAAAUAUAUAUUCUUAGUUAAAAGAACUAUUUCUUGGAUAAAGUAUCAAGUGACUGGUGUAUUUCUUUUAUUUUUAGUAAAAGUCUAUGGAGAAAAUAAAUGCACGAUACUAGGGGAUACCUGGAUGGUAGCCUCAAGUGGUUCUUUAAAGGUUUGAGUCUUGUCUAUUGCACACUCUAAUAUAGUUGAUUGCUGUGGAUAUUGCUCUAUAUAAAUAAAACACUGAUGGCCAGUGACCAGGCAGGAAGUAGGUUGCCAGG
This is a messenger RNA of Peromyscus leucopus (white-footed mouse), 2019 nucleotides long. RefSeq names its product cell surface glycoprotein CD200 receptor 2-like. Gene Ontology annotation, cellular component: external side of plasma membrane. Gene Ontology annotation, molecular function: signaling receptor activity. The coding region runs from base 164 to 1015 and encodes 283 amino acids. Lineage: Eukaryota; Metazoa; Chordata; Mammalia; Rodentia; Cricetidae. Gene Ontology annotation, biological process: regulation of neuroinflammatory response. The record is from RefSeq and is a predicted model, not a curated record. The transcript has 6 exons.